Molecule: messenger RNA, 1637 nt
Organism: Oryzias melastigma (Indian medaka)
Lineage: Eukaryota; Metazoa; Chordata; Actinopteri; Beloniformes; Adrianichthyidae
Product: collagenase 3
Exons: 10
Coding region: 212-1615 (467 amino acids)
Biological process (GO): collagen catabolic process; proteolysis; extracellular matrix organization
Cellular component (GO): extracellular matrix
Molecular function (GO): zinc ion binding; metalloendopeptidase activity
Source: RefSeq, a predicted model, not a curated record
CCUCCUCUUUGUGACCUGAAUGACCUUCAGAGCAGGUCAGAGUCAGAGACCAAGUCCACGUCCUGGAUGUUGUGAUGGCUGUGAGUGGUUUUCCUGAACCAUAAAUGGAUCCACCUGUGAGUCACUGGAUCAAGACACUCGUUGCUCAACACACCACAUCCGCUCUCAGGUCUAUAUAGACCUGACUCCAGACUGGGACUGGCAGAGAAGGAUGGGGUCUUCCACCGUGAGGGUUCUGCUGCUGCUGGCGGCUGCGCUGUGUCGCUCUGCGUCUCCGGCUGCCGUGGAGGACCAAAGCCUGGCGAAGGCUUACCUGACGAGCUUCUUCAACCUGACUGAGCAGCCGGGCCCGUCAGCCCGACGGGGGGUGUCCCCCAUGAGCAGGAAGCUGAGGGAAAUGCAGCAGUUCUUCGGGCUGCAGGUCACCGGGACUCUGGACACCGACACCCUGGAAGUGAUGAAGAAACCGCGCUGCGGCCUUCCAGAUGUAAACAUUGAGGAGUUCUCCACGUUCGGAAACAAAGCGAAAUGGCAGAAAAACCCCCUCACGUACAGGAUAGUGAACUACACGCCUGACAUGACCCAGGCGGAAGUUCAGGAUUCCAUACAGAAAGCUCUGCAUGUUUGGGAACAGGCCACGCCCCUGAGGUUCAUCAGAACCAGCAGCGGCGCAGCGGACAUCAUGGUCUCCUUCAACCGUGGAGCACAUGGAGAUUACUAUCCCUUUGACGGGCCUCAUGGCACGCUGGCCCACGCCUUCUCUCCCUCGUCUGGCAUUGGAGGAGACGUUCAUUUUGACGACGAUGAGACCUUCACCUUCAGGUCCAGUAAAGGUUACGUGCUCUUCAUGGUCGCUGCUCACGAGUUUGGACACUCCCUGGGUCUGUCUCACUCCAACGACCGAGGCGCUCUCAUGUACCCGCUGUACUCGUUCGGGAACCCCGAUACCUUCGUCCUGCCCAAGGACGACGUCAGAGGGAUCCAGUCUCUGUACGGCCCAAACCCGCUCCAAAGUUCUGCUGACAGUGCCCCCCAGCCCCCCAGCACUCCCGAGUCAUGUGACUCAGACGUGGUUUUGGAUGCUGGCACCUCCUUCCAAGGAGGCCUCCUGCUCUUCCAGAACAGCACCUUCUGGCAGCUGGACGGUCAGAGCGGGAAACCUCAGAAAAGGCUCAUCACAGACGCGUUUCCAAAUGCUCCGGUCAACAUCGAUGCUGCAUACGAAGACCAGCAGUCAGGAAACAUCUUUCUCUUCAAGGGUAGCAGAGUCUGGGCCUUCAGCGGGAACCAGCUGGUCCAGGGCUACCCAAAAAACCUCAUGAGUUUUGGUCUGCCGUGGUUUCUGAGCAGGGUCGAUGCUGUCCUCUACGACGGGGACUCUGGACAAACUCUUUUCUUUCUUGGCCGAUAUUACUUCAGUUACAACCGAGGCUGGCGUCUCCAGAGGACAGAACGGAAGUUUCCUGAGGUGACCAGCAGCGUGAGAGCCGCCUUCCAGCACCAAGGUUUCAUCUACAUCCACAGUGGAGUUUCCCUGUUCGAGUACAGUCAGACGACCUGGAGGCUGACCCGCGUGCUGAAGAGCAACCACUUCCUGUCCUGCAGUAACAGCUGAUCCAUCAAUAAAUGUCAUUUGA